This is a messenger RNA of Pneumocystis murina B123, 1690 nucleotides long. RefSeq names its product exodeoxyribonuclease III. The transcript has 5 exons. The record is from RefSeq and is a predicted model, not a curated record. Bases 26 to 1663 code for a protein of 545 amino acids. Gene Ontology annotation, cellular component: nucleus. NCBI's taxonomy places the organism in Eukaryota, Fungi, Ascomycota, Pneumocystomycetes, Pneumocystales, Pneumocystaceae. Gene Ontology annotation, biological process: base-excision repair. Gene Ontology annotation, molecular function: zinc ion binding; DNA-(apurinic or apyrimidinic site) endonuclease activity; endonuclease activity.
UUAUAUUGAUGAAUAGCCUAAAAAGAUGCGUCUAAUUUCAUGGAAUUGUAAUGGAAUACGUAAUUUAUUUGAUUAUCAGUCGAAAAAAUCAGAAAAAUCGCUUAAAUUUAUAUUGGAAAAAUUUGAAGCAGAUAUUGUAUGUUUUCAAGAGACAAAGAUACAAAGGAAGGAUUUGACACACGAUAUGAUUAAUAUCCCAGGAUACUUGUCAUUUUACACAUUUUCAAAAAAAAGAAAAGGAUAUAGUGGUGUAGCAAUUUAUGUUAAAGAGUCGCUUUGUAUUCCUCUUAAAGCAGAGGAGGGUAUUACUGGAUAUCUUAUUCAUUCAGGAGAAGGUAUUCCAUAUAUUGAAUGUCCUAAAUCGAUUUCAAUUGGUGGUUACACGGAAAUGUCUGAUAAACAUGCACUAGAACUUGAUCAAGAAGGUAGAUGUAUUAUUUUAGAUUUGAAUCUUUUUGUAUUAUUUGGGGUAUAUUGUCCAUUGAAUUCGAAUUCAGAAAGGAACAAGUUUAGGCAAUUAUGGAUUGAAACAUUGGAUAGUCGUAUUCGAAACUUAAGAAAAAUGAAACGAAAUAUUGUUAUUAUGGGUGAUAUCAAUAUAAUAAGAGACGAUGUUGAUUCUUCAUAUAAGAUAGAUGAAUUGCAGGAAGGAAUGGAAGAUUUUAAAGAUUCAUGUCAAAGAGCAUGGCUUAAUAAGCUUUUAUUGCCACAUCCCGAAGGAUUCAUGAUUGAUCUUUGCAGACAUUUUCAUCCGGAUAGGAAAGAAAUGUUUACAUGCUGGAAUACGAAAAUCAAUGCCAGGACCUGCAAUUUCGGAACACGUAUUGACUAUAUUCUCAUUAGUAAAGAAUUAUUACCAUGGUUUGAAUUUGCUGACAUACAAGCAAAUGUUAUGGGCUCAGAUCAUUGUCCAAUUUUUGCAGAAAUUAAAUCGCAAAUAUAUAAUUGGAAAGGGAGUGGGAAAACAGAUAACAUAUUAGAUUUUUUGAACAAAGAAGGCGCUUUUGUAGAUGGAAUAUUAGUAUCUAAAUUACCUAAACCUCCUCACCUAGAAACACAUAAUUUCCCUGAAUUCUCAUUUCAAGAUAUUAAAUUAAUGUUUAAAAAACAGGAAAAAUUGGACUCCUUAGAAAAAAAAAAUAAACCAUAUACUUUAAAGAAUUUUCUUGGGAGAUCAGCAACUGAACCAUUAUCACACUUUUCAAAAAAAAAAAGACUAGAAAGUUUUUCAAACCAAAGUCAUCUUCCUUCAUAUUUUAAAAAUGCUUCUGGUCAAUUAAAAAAUCUUGACAGAAAACAUGAAAAAGACACUUCAUUAAAGAAAGAGUAUAAUUCACUAGAUUCGGAAAAUAUAAAUACAAAAACUAUAUUAAAAAUAUCUGAUACGUUAAAAAAUGAUACUAAAAGGGAUUCAGAGGUUCUAGAAUUGCGAAAAAAAACAUGGAACAAUAUAUUUACAAAACCAUCACCCCCUCUAUGUAAUGUUCAUCAAAAGCCGUGCAUUGAAUUACGAUGCAAGAAGCCUGGCCUUAAUUUUGGCCGGCAUUUUUGGAUCUGUUCUAAUCCUAUUAGUAAAGAAUAUAAACAUCAAAAUAUAUCUGAUUCUGAUAUGGAAAAUAAAUUUAAAUGUGGAUAUUUUAGAUGGAGCAGUAAUCAUAAUUAAAAGUUUUAAAUGCAAGUAAUAUAAAGC